CUCUUUCUUUUAUGCCUUCCUGAAUCUGCUGAUCAGCGCCUUUGUGGUGUUCAUCACGUUUAUUGCCAGCACUAUAGUGAGCGUAGGAUUUAACAUGUGGUGUGAUGCAAUUACCGAGAAAGGAAGCAUGCCGAACAGCUGUGAAGAGUUACAGGACAUAGAUCUCGAGCUGAACCUGGAAAACUCUGCUUUCUACGACCAGUUUGCCAUUGCGCAGUUCGGGCUCUGGGCCGCCUGGCUGACCUGGCUGGCCAUCACGGCGCUGGCGUUCCUGAAGGUGUACCACAACUACCGGCAGGAGGACCUGCUGGACAGCCUGGUGCACGAGAAGGAGCUGCUGCUGGGCCGGGCCCCGUCGCGGGGCUCCCUGCUGGAGGAGAAGAGCGCCAUGAUCUGA
This is a messenger RNA of Mesitornis unicolor (brown roatelo), 397 nucleotides long. RefSeq names its product transmembrane protein 179 (gene TMEM179). The record is from RefSeq and is a predicted model, not a curated record. Lineage: Eukaryota; Metazoa; Chordata; Aves; Mesitornithiformes; Mesitornithidae. The annotation marks the transcript as partial. The transcript has 3 exons.